Messenger RNA from Rhinopithecus roxellana (golden snub-nosed monkey), 2787 nucleotides. RefSeq names its product unconventional myosin-XVIIIb-like. The coding region runs from base 184 to 2787 and encodes 867 amino acids. The transcript has 13 exons. Lineage: Eukaryota; Metazoa; Chordata; Mammalia; Primates; Cercopithecidae. Gene Ontology annotation, molecular function: ATP binding; cytoskeletal motor activity. The record is from RefSeq and is a predicted model, not a curated record. Gene Ontology annotation, cellular component: myosin complex.
GGAUGUGUGUCGGUGUGUGUGGAGGGGGUGCUCCUUCGCUCCUGCUUUCCCGGCUUGGUGGGGUCCCUUCGCGGCCACCCGGGGAGACGUCUUAGGCAGUCGUGGUUCCUGUGAUCUGUGUCCUCUUUGCAGAAGGAAGCUCCAUCUCAUCUCGUCAUCUCACGGCCCUGGCACUGCCUCAGCAUGGCCAUCUCAUCACGCCUCGCCCUGUGGGAGCAGAAGAUUCGGGAAGAGGACAAGAGCCCUCCACCGUCCUCGCCCCCUCCCCUUUUCUCUGUCAUCCCAGGGGGCUUCAUUAAGCAACUGGUCCGGGAGACUGAAAAAGAGGCCAAGGAAGCGAGACAGAGGAAACAGUUAGCUCUCGCCGCUCCGGAACGAGAGACCCCAGAAAUUUCCAUCAGUGAACCCAACAGCAAGUCCAGCAGUGGCACCAGAUCUGGAAGCCAGCAGAUCUCUCAGGACAACCAGUCAAGCUCUCCUGGGAGCUCAGACAUUCUGAGCAAGGAAAGCGAGGGGACCGGCAGCCCCAACCCUGAGCGGAUGACCAGCAUCAAUGGUGAGAAGGCCCAGGAACUGGGCUCCACUGCAACACCAGCCAAAAAGACCCUCCCCUUCAAGAGGGGCAUGAGGAGGGGUGAUGUGUUGUUGAUGGUGGCCAAGCUGGACCUGGACUCAGCCAAGCCAGAGAGGACUCAUCCCCAUGACACGUCCCCUUGCAAGACCCCUCCCCCAGUCACAGACACUGGAAAGGAAAGGAAAGGGGAGACCUCUAGGGCUCCUUGUGGCCCCCAGGCCAGCACUGAGAUCUUGGCCCCGAAAGCUGAGAAGACCCGGACUGGGGGUCUUGGGGACGCAGGCCAAGGAACUGUGGCACUGAAAAAAGGCGAGAAGGGUCAAAGCAUAGUGGGGAAGGGGGGUGGGACCCCCAAAACCAAAGAGCUGAAAGAGGCUGAGCCCCAGGGCAAAGACAGGCAGGGGACCAGGCCCCAAGCCCAAGGGCCCAGCGAGGGGGUGCGACCAGGGAAAGCAGAGAAGGAGGGAGGGGAGCCCACAAGCCCGGUGGAAAAGGAGAAUGUCUCCAAGAACGUAGGGAGUGAAGGGAAGCACAUAGGGCCCCACAUCCCUGGGAGAAAGUGGGGAGGUUUCCUGGGAAGAAGGAGUAAGUGGGAUGGUCCCCAGAAUAAGAAGGACAAAGAAGGGGUGCUCUUAAGUAAGGCAGAGAAGACAGGUGAGCCUCAGACCCAGACAGAGAAGAAAAGCCAAAUGCAGGGUGAGUUGGGGGAUGAUCUGAGAAUGGGGGAGAAAGCAGGUGAGCUUCGGAGCAUGACUGGGAAGGCAGGUGAGUCCUGGGAUAAGAAGGAAAAGAUAGGGCAACCCCAGGGUAAGUCCGGGAAGGCAGGCGAAGCUCGGAGUCAGACGGAGAAGGGCUGUGAAGCCCCAAAGGAGGUGAGCACGAUGGUGGAGUCACCAGUGGCUGCUGGGAAGGGAGGCUGGUCAGGAAGAAGUGGGCAGGAAGCAGAGGGGCCCUGCUCAAGAGAAGAUGUUGGGUCUGGUGCCCUGGAGACAGAGCUGGAAGGACCCAGCCAGCCAGCUCUGGAGAAGGAUGCGGAAAGGCCUCGGAUACAGAAGGAGAACCAAGAUGGGCCAGCCCCCCAGGAGGCGGGCAAAGGAGGCCAGAGCAGAAACUCAGAGCAGGCUCCCGAGGACAGAUGGUAUGAGGCAGAGAAAGUCUGGCUGGCUCAGAAGGACGGAUUUACUCUUGCUACGGUGCUAAAGCCAGAUGAGGGAACAGCAGACCUGCCGGCAGGAAGGGUGAGACUUUGCAUUGAUGCUGACAAAAGUAUCACUGAGGUGGAUGAGGAGCAUGUCCAUCGGGCCAACCCCCCUGAGCUGGACCAGGCCGAGGACCUGGCCUCUCUCAUCAGUGUCAACGAAUCCAGUGUCCUGAACACGCUUCUGCAGCGCUACAGGGCUCAGCGGCCGCACACCUGCACGGGACCUGAUCUGAUCGUCCUUCAGCCCCGGGGGCCCUCGGUGCCGUCUGCAGGGAAGGUGCCCAAGGGCCGCUGGGAUGGCCUGCCCGCCCACAUUGGCUCCAUGGCCCAGCGGGCAUACUGGGCGCUGCUGAACCAGCGGAGAGACCAGAGUAUUGUGGCCCUGGGCCGGAGUGGGGCUGGGAAGACUGCCUGCUGUGAGCAGGUCCUGGAACACCUAGUGGGGAUGGCAGGCAGCAUGGAUGGCAAGGUCUCAGUGGAGAAGAUCCGAGCCACCUUCACUGUCCUCCGGGCCUUUGGCUCUGUGUCCAUGGCUCACAGCUGCAGUGCCACCCGGUUCUCCAUGGUGAUGUCACUGGACUUCAAUGCUACAGGCCGCAUCACGGCUGCUCAGCUCCAGACAAUGCUUUUGGAGAAGAGCCGUGUGGCACGGCAGCCGGAAGGGGAAAGUAACUUCCAGGUUUUCUCCCAGAUGCUGGCUGGAUUGGACUUGGAUCUCAGGAUGGAGCUGAACCUGCACCAGAUGGCAGAUAGCAGCUCCUUUGGCAUGGGCAUGUGGUCCAAGCCUGAAGAUAAGCAGAAGGCGGCAGCUGCCUUUGCCCAGCUCCAGGGUGCCAUGGAGACGCUGGGCAUCUCAGAGAGCGAGCAGCGGGCCAUUUGGCGGGUCCUGGCAGCCAUCUACCACCUGGGCGCAGCGGGGGCCUGCAAAGGGGGCAGCAAAAUCUUCGAGAAGGUGCUGGUGCAUCCUUUCCGUCGUCCCCACAUUCCCAGGCCCUGGGUCCGAUUCCUUUGA